Messenger RNA from Mesocricetus auratus (golden hamster), 4660 nucleotides. RefSeq names its product chromosome unknown C1orf87 homolog (gene CUNH1orf87). The coding region runs from base 139 to 1773 and encodes 544 amino acids. The transcript is spliced from 12 exons. The record is from RefSeq and is a predicted model, not a curated record. NCBI's taxonomy places the organism in Eukaryota, Metazoa, Chordata, Mammalia, Rodentia, Cricetidae.
CGGGCCCUGUAAUUGGCUGGAUUCUGGAACUCCUUGCUGGCAUUCUGGGUUGCUUUUUAGAGAGAAGCACUAGCACCCCUGAACUUCUUGGGUAGGAAGCACCAGUUUGGCGGGUCUGAAAAGACUUGGAGAGGGACCAUGUCAUCAGCUUGCAAGACUCCCCAUAGAUCAGAGCCAAUGCCAGAGAUCAUAGUGAAAAUCAUUGGAAGUAAACACGUUCGAUACUUCGUGGAAAAGACAAAGAUCAAGCAGAAUGAGAAGUUGAAGACAGAAGAGCCUCAAACCACACUCCAGAAACCCAGGGCUGAUUAUGCAAGGCAGGUGAGCAGAGACCUGACUGUCCCUUCUGAUCAGCAAACCACUGCUAACCCAGCUGAUAAGGAAGACAGUAAGCAUCUAGGCAGCAGCCAAAAACCAGAGAGUGAUCAAAAGUUCUUCACAGGAGUAUCCAGUAACAGAUUCCCGGAUGGCAGGAUUUCACAAGAUGCAAAAGUCUACUGUAGCUCUGUACCAACUGGAGACCAGACUCUUUCCUAUAUACACGGUCUCCCCAGAAGAAAGUCUAGAGACUGGUCCUUGGAACAUAUAACAAAGGACAGCUCUGGCCAAACUGAGGAAAUUGUCCAAAGGCCAAGUAUAACAACAAAAGAAGAUGAUUUUCUACUCACUUUGGUCAGAAAAGAACUCAAGUCAUACCCAUUGAACUCCAGCCUGUGGGACAAACUUCUGAAAGAGCUGAAGACUCUGGACCCCAUUGCUUCAGGGUUUCUCUUCCAAUCACAGCUGAGCCACCUGUUCCUAAGGCUUGAAAUCCCUCUGCAGUUACCAACAGUGAAGCUCCUCUGCCAAAGAUUUGCCAGAAAGGAUUCUUCUGAAAUGGUGAAUUAUGAAGAUCUACUUUGGUUUUUAAAAGGGGCAAGUUCAGAUAAAUUGGAGAAAAAUGGAAAUGCUGUAUACAAUAACCCAAGGAAAACUCCAAGCCAAUGCCAACAUAGACAAAGCACACCACCUCAAGGUUCUGGCUUACUAUCGGAAGUGAACAAGAGCUUGCUGGAGAUUUUGAAGAUGGCACUAAGAACAUGCCAAGGCAAAUUCAACAUAGACAACCUCAACCUGAGCCUUCGCAAAGAAGAUCAGUCAUUUUCUGGCUGCCUCCCUCUGCCUAAGGUCAGAGCUAUAUGUGGCAGGCAUGGACUGUAUCUAACCUUGACCCUGCUAGAAACAUUGCUUAACCAUCAAGAUUUGGGUUACCAAGGUGAAAUAAAGUGGCAGAACUUUGUUAAGUGGCUGAACAGGGCUUCUUCUAGUAUGUUGUGUGACUUGCCUGUAGGAAACAAUGAAAAGGAAACCCCAGGGGACUUGGUUGAAAUCCCUGAGAGACCCCAAAGCAAAACUGAACAUGUGAAAGCUCCAGAAGAGAAUCUGUGGUCAGAAAAGCCUACCGCUAUGACUUCAGCCCGACAAGUUUCUGUGAAGUCCUUUAAGAACAGGCCACACUCACAGCCUGUUUUGAGUCCAGCCAUGGGGAAGGAGACUGAACAAUCUGACCUGUGGAUAGACAGGUUCAGGAAGCUGGAGAGCGCCCUCUACUUGUGUGACCUGAGCAACACAGGAGUUCUGGAGAAGGAGAGAGCCAGACGCCUCAUCCAUAACUACAAUCUCAUAUACAACUUGUCGCUGAGUCCUCAGAGAAUUGACCAGGCCUUGAGGAGAUUCCGUUCUGGAGAAAACAUAAUCUUGGAGCCAGCACUGGGUUACUUAAAGGAGCUGUGAGAACAAAGGAGCAGAUGUUUCUUUCAUCUCCCCUUGUGCUUCUUCCCAGUCUGAGCACUGGGGACAGAGGCUUUGUUUGAGCUGAGACAGAUGUAGCUGUUAUAGUCACUUUUGGCUUGGACUUGGCUAUGACAAGGAGCUGUUCAUAAUGAUCAGUUUUCUCUUCCCUUAUAACAAGAGUCCAAUCACUCAAAGCUCCCUUCUCUUCUUAUAGUGUUCAUUAUCCAUGUGUUUGACCUUUUUUUCUACAUUGCUGACAAGCUGUUUUUGUAAACAACAUGAGUCAAUGUGUCAAAAAGUAUACAGAAUGUCUGAUGCAUAGUACACCUCACUAGGUAUUUUUGUUGGGUUUGGUUUCAAGACAGAGUCUAAAUACAUAGUCCAGAUUGACCUUAAACUUGUAAUCUUACUGCCUCAGAUUCCUGAGAGCUCCAAUACACAAUUUCCCAUUAGGUAAAUAGGUUCAUAUGCCAGUCACUAUUCUAGGAAGGAUUUUCACUAUAAGAAAAGUAAAUGUAUUGACAAUGAACAGGAAGCAGGAUGAUAAUUUCAAGUUAGUAUUUUCUAUGUAAGUGCAGCAUCUUCUUCAGGGCAAUGUGGGUAGUGUCUCCAGGGAUAUUUCCCAGAGUCCCCAAGAGAAGUUUCAAGGAAGGAUAACUGGGACUGGGCUCCAGGAGCAUGCUAUGCUCUCUCAGGGCAGGAAAACCUGGUAAAGUCUCUACCAACCAUGGAGUUGUAUAUUGAACAUAUUCUCUGGAUAUUCUCUUCCUAAGUACAACAGAGAUAGCCAUAGGUUCACUGAAUGAAGACUUUAGAGAUAAGAUGCCUCCAGAGCCACCACUAAUUCGAUCACUAAUCUACUGAUCUGGAUGCUAGCCUUGAAUAUUAUAGGGAAUAAGAUGAAUAAGUUGGACCAUAUCAGAGAACAAUCAAACAAAAUGACCUCUGACAAUGCCAUAUUUUUCAUUUUCUAGUGAGGUUUCUCUUGACAUCUCACAAACAAACUUCCAAGAACAAAAAACCUCUAAAUCCAUUAAGAUAAAUUCUUUAAUUUUUACCAACUUAACUUCUGGAACUCCUAGAUAUGUCUUAUAAGUCAAUAGAGUAAAGACAGAAAUAGCUUUCUCGCUCUGUCAACUUGCUAAGUAAAGAAAAUGAGGGUUUUAGGUCUCAUGGUUCAGUACACCUACUAAGCACCAGAAGUUGACACUUCGUUUCCCCAAUUUUGAUAUCUCAGUAAGAUGUCUCACAGGUCCAUUGACAGAUAAGCAACCAGGCUUAGAAAAGUAAAAAGUAAGAAAGUUCCAGACAGUGUACCAGGAGUUCUGGACCCUGGUAGACCCUUUAUCUCUGGUCAGGUGGGCAGGAGAGGCAGCAGGGAUAGAGGGAGCUCUAAAACUGAUUUGAGAUUGGAUUAAUAAACUAAAUCAUAAUCCUCAAAAGCAAGAGUUUUGCCUUGCCCAGUAUUAUCUAUCCCCAUCCAAAAGAGUGCUUGACUAUGGCCUUAGUAACCAACUGAUGUAAAUUGAUGGGGAUCAUUUUAUAUAGACUGCAUUUUAAUAGGUGUUCCCAGAACCACGCGACUGCAGGUAGAUUACAAUCAGAACAUCCAUAGUAUUGGCUGAAAGAGUAGAUCUUCAUGGAGGGAAAGCAUGAACAAAUCAUAACCCACAGUUUCUACCCUCGCUAUUCAGAUUACACCAAGAAUAGAAGAGGAACAGGCUCUAAGAACAGCUAAAAGCCAUUCAAUAUACAGUUGCUUUAGCAGUGUCUUAAUCUCCCUACACUUAAGUUUCUUCAUCUACAAGAAGAAAAUAAUUUAGACUUCCUUGUAAGAGUGUGAUAAACACUAGAAGCAAUGCCAUUUUUACAACUCCUUGCAUGCAGGAAACAUAAACUCUCAAAAAACAAAAACUGAACAAAUGGUCUGUGUGGAGUAACAGAGGGGAGUCAUGCCAUUACCAUGCCAAAACAACUUUUGAUAUUUAUUUUGUUCUUCUAGUUCCAAAUAACAAUUGCUUUUGAAUCAUUACCUCCCUAGAGUUCUUCCCUGCUUUACUUCCAAGUUCUGUGUGUGUGAGUGUGUGUGUGUGUGUGUGAGAGAGAGAGAGAGAGAGAGAGAGAGAGAGAGAGAGAGGCCACACACACGUGUGUUGUUUUAAAACAAAUGGAGACAUGAAGAGACCUGAAGUAGUGUGGGGGGAGGGGGAGUGGAUCUGUAAAGUGCUACAGGGAGGAAAAUGGGUAAAUAUGAUCAUUAUAUGUUGUAUGAAAUUCUCUAAGAAUUAAUAGAGUGUAUGUUACUUAAAAGAACAAUAAGACAGGCUUUAUUUUGAACUAUCACAGUGGCAUAGAUAAGAGAUAUUGACCUCAACUCCAAUAUGCUAAGAGGAAAUAGGAACUUACAGACAAUGAUAAAAAGGCAGGGGAUGAAUACAUGGAAAAGAGGCAUCAGAGAUGCUGAUGGGGGUUCUGACUAAAACUAUCUGAUAUGAUUCCAAUUGAAGUCAGGCCACAUGCCCAUAGGAUGGUUAGAGUUCUGGCAAGAAGGGAAUGUUGUGUGUGUGUUUGUCUGUCUGUUUGUCUAUGUGUGUCUCUCUGAGUCUGUAUGUGUUAUGUGUAUAUAUCCAUUACUUUUGUCUAAGUAAAAAUUAAAGAAACAAAAUUUAACUUCAGAGAGAAGCAUAUUUAUCAUGGUAACAAUGUGACGGUAGAGGUUAUAUGAAGUCUGCUAUGAACACAACAAAUGAACAGAAGUAUCAAUAGGCUAUGAUGUCAUUAAGAAUGUCAUUGUGACCUCUGUUGUUUUCUAUUAUUCUCAGAUAUUUGCAUGUUGCAUACUCCCUGUGUGUCAUUGUGGGAUUUUAAUAAACAUGGAGAAGUAGAA